Messenger RNA from Porites lobata, 28523 nucleotides. The record is from the annotation of a GenBank genome assembly. NCBI's taxonomy places the organism in Eukaryota, Metazoa, Cnidaria, Anthozoa, Scleractinia, Poritidae.
UGGCCUUGCUGAAAAUGCAGUCGACGGUGCAUUUACUGAGGUCUUCGAUAAUUUGCAGAUUUCUUCCGUGAAAAAUAGGCAAUUCCAAUGAAACGUCGCUUUGUUAACAACCAGAAGCGACGUCCGAAACACCGACUAGAAACAGAUCACGAAUGAAUGUAAAGAAAGCGAGAUCAACUUUCAGAAACGUCAGCAUCUCAAAUUUGACCGCCAUUCUGUUUAGAUUGUUUACCUUGUGGGCUUUCGUUUGUGGUUUCACUUUGGUUGCUGGCCAGAGCAAUGUUUCGUCUUUGUCUAGUGCUGAUAAAACAACUUUUGUGGUCUCAACAAGCGAGAUAUCAUCAGCUAGUUCUGCGUAUUCAAGUCAAUCUCUUCAAGUUAAUGCUUCCUUUCAAAAUGGUAAGUGUGAUUCAAUAAUAAUUCUACGUUGCGAGUGAUUUGCUUUGUUACAUUUUAGAUUGUGUUUAUCAGAAUAUAUCAAUUCCACGCCGAAGUUCACUGUUUUGAUUUUUCCUACUUAUUAAAUCACAUAAUGUGAAGUUUAGCGCCAGGAUCUAGCGGUUACUAGCUUAUUCCCGCUUUUUAUCACAGCUAACCAAGCGGUCUGACUAACGACGUAAAUUUUACUGAAAUAAUCACCCUGUUACAAGGGAAACCAACCAAACUUCGUCAGAUAUACAUUGCAAGCUACAGGUCAGAUUCCCCAAUGUCUGGUUCUCAAUGCUGAUUGUUUAGUCGGGUAAUUGUCAGUCGAUGUUUUUAUAAACAUUAUUGUUCUGCUAAAGGAGAUUACGAGUAAAAUGAAGCAAAGUCAGCAAAUGAGUCAUGCAUGUCAGUCGCGUGAGGAAGAAAUUAUUUUCAUUUGUGUAUGUCCGCAUGCCACCUUUAACACAUUAAUUCGGGAACUUAGAACCGAAAUGAAGUAACUCAAGCGACCCAUGUGUAAGGCUCAAUUGUCGAUGAUGCGCACCAAAUCAACGUUGAACACUCAAUGAGACGAGUUACAAUACAUUGUAUCACAAGUCCAACUUGUUCAAGUGUGUAAACGAGCGAAUAAACGUCUACUUAACCUAAUCUAGACACAGCUAAACCUCUUAACAUAAACCACGGAGACGAAAUGCAAAAUGCAAACUCUUUCAAUUAACAGUAUUUUUAAAUGCUUAAUUAACUUGAAGCUUGUUCUGAGCAAUUGUUCUGAGCAAUUGAUACCCUAAUACCCUAGAUUUCUUGAGGAUUGUAUUUUUAUUACAUUCCCCCCAAAAAUCUGAGAACAGAAAAUAAACAGCUAAAAAUAAAUGGUGCAAUACUCUUGGCAUUUACUAUAUCCAUUGAUCUUAAUACCAAGUUACAAAACAUAAAACCAAGUAAAAAUUAUAAUUAUUUGUGUGACACAUCGAUAAUUCUUCGCAAUAUUUUUUUUCCUGAUGCUAUUCGUUCUCGCACCCGCACCUUGUAUAAUCGCACUGACACUAACACGUUUACAGCCGUCCGACCGUUUCAAUCAUUGUUUUAAGCUUAGAUUUUGGAUAAUUUUCAUUCCAUAAGUUAGUAAUGGGAGCGUAAGCAACUACGACGACGAUCACAACGACGACUUCAAAAAGACAAUAGGUUUAAUCGUCAAAACAACAGUUCUGCACGUGCAUCACGCGUUUUAGUACAUGUCUUUGACGACCACUGCACGACCACGACGUGAAACCUCCUAAUUUGACGUUUUAUGGAGGACGUGGACAUACGACCACGAAUUUUUGUUGCUCUUUUCGAAGCUGAAAAAAGUCCUUAAGAAUUCAACUCCAGGAAAAGUCGCCUGCAUUUGACAUAUUCAGCGGGUCCAAAUAGACGCGAUUAAGUUUGAAAGAACGCAAAUUCAUUUUUUACCGACGUUUUCACUGCCGUCGUCGUCGUGCUUGCUUAAGGUCCCUAAUAAUGUAAUAACUCAGUAAUAUCCUGGUGGCUGGAGGAUAGAAGAAAAAAAAAGGUAAUGGAAAAGAAACACUCCCAUAAGUUGCUUCAGCCUGAGAGUCAAAAUGCAUACAUUUUCUGAUAGCGACUUAAAGAGGCCAGUUUGUUUUUCAUCUUCUACUGAUGGUACCCUAUAAUGCUACACCUCCACUGAAGGGGUGGCAAUAACCUGUGAUCAGAUAAAGCGAAAAACAAAAAGCGCCUGAUCGCAGGUUAGGGUGGCAAUGUUGCCAUGCAAGUGAAGCUUGUUCUUUGUACGUGUUAUAACACAUUUUUAAUAAAACAUUCUCGAACAUUCUCAACUUGCAGCACAACAUGCAUUGUGAGCGGCAAGGUGCCCAUAUAAUCUUUCCUUUUUUUCCCUUCUAUUUCGUAAAAGUGGUAUCUCUUCAGUGUGCCAUUUCAAUUGUGCUUUGUUACCGUAAAGGAAUCCUGACCUUACAAUAUUUCUCAACUUAUAAUUUUCACCUAACACUGUACACCUCAGCUUGAUUGGCGUCGGUUCUCAAAACAGCGACCGGUAAUCGAGCGUACACUACAUCUUGGUAUCACCAGUAAAUUAAGCUUGGCAAUAGUGAUAAAAUACAUUUAUAUACUAAUAUAAAUUUAACGUGAAAGCGGACUAACCGAUAAUGUAAUUUAACCUUCUUUUUUCAGUCAAUAGCACCAACACAUCCUCACCCACUUUACUUCAAAACAAGACAGGCAUUCUCACCAUACUUCAGUCUUCUAACUUUCCCGUCACCGGUUCAACAGAACCAAUCACACUGGCAAUGUCCUUCGUUACGACGACUGAGACGCCGAGCGUACCAAGAAGUGUGCGAUCGUUGCUCGGUGCCUCGACGUUUUCAAUUGCGGGAUUUACAGAACCUCUUACUUUGGCGUUAUUUACCAGCGAGUCGCUGUCAAACCAAAGCAUCGAGUCUAGUUUAUUGUCCAGUAGCAGCGUCAUAACACCAUCGUACAGCUCAAAUGCAUCAAGUUUAAUAGAAACAAACUUUUCGAGCUCUUUACGUGUAACUCAGUCCAGAUUGCAAAAUAAUGCGACGUCGAGUAGUCUAUCAAUGAAAAGUUCUGGGCAAAUGUCAAGCAGCUCACUCGGGGAACCACACACUGAAACGCCUUCUACAGAAACGAAAAAUCCGUCCCGAACUAGCAGUUUUCAAAGUAUUGCCUCCACUGAAAGUGGCCUUAGCAGGAAGGAAAGCACUUCUUCAGAAGUAAAUGGAUAUUCCAGUGACACGCAGAGUACCACACAGGCUGCACAUUUCAGCGUUCAAUCCAGCACUAGCAACAUAAUGCACUUGAAAACAUCGCAAGUUUCUGCUGCAAAUGGAACCUCAUCGACAGCCUCUAAAAUCGCUCAAAGUCUGCGGAUGUCAAAUUCCGUAACAACACCUUCGUCGUCGUCACUAUCAUCCAUGUCGUCUUACCUAUCAGCAAGUCGCAUAGGAUAUUUACCAGCAUCUCUAAAUGUCUCUGUAACAAGACAAUUCAGUAAAAUUACAUCCAUGACAACACUAUCCUCAUUUGGGGAGUUUUUCAACAAUAAAUCAUCUCUUGGAGCGAGCAGUAUGAAAACGCCUAUAGGGGCUUCAAUGGUGCCCACCCCAUUUGUCACCUCUAUUCUACUAGAUACUAGUACUAUUGCGAAUUCUUCAUCACCGGUGACAGUGGCUGCAGUGAGCAUUUCCUCUACGGGUUCCUCUUUUAACCACGUACAUAAUAUCUCGUCGGUUGCAACGCUAUCUGUAUCAGGAUCCUUUUUACACGAAAAUGAAGUCACAGUGAGCUCUCGAGUAGUUCUUGUGAAUUUUAGUGAUUCGUUGGCGGGUACUUCACUUCGGUUCAACCGGACAACUUUUAUGCCAACUUUUUCCACAACGCGAAGGAUAACAGAAACACCUGUAAAUAGUUCAUACGUAUCAUUAACCAAACCAGAUGUUAGCAAAUCCAAUUCUUUAGAGCCACUUUCAACUCUAAAGAGUUCUGAAUUUCUAAUAUCAUCUUUACCAUACAGUGAGCAUGCCUUGGGGUCAGGUUCUGUAGGCCAAUCAUCAGAAAAGUCGGUACAAGUCUCCCUCGAGAUAUCGGCAAAUUACGAGAGUUCACGUGAAGGAGUCAAUACUACAUCUGUCUCAAGACAUUCUUCUCGUUCGUUAUCAGUUGCUUACUUUUCGUCAUUCAGUACUCUUUAUUUUUACAAAGACGGUUCGUCGAAAGUACAUCAAGAGAACUUAACGACCAGUAACGUCCAUAUGUCUCCAUCCUCAUUUUCUCUCGGGGUCACUGAAACAAGUACUAUGCUUACGACGUUAUUUACGAGUGCAGGGUUUUCUCAUACAAAUACGUCCUCUUUAAUGAUUUCCACAGUAUCUACUCAAAAGGUGCAGACGAGUACAGGAUCAUUUUUGCUACAAACGUCUCUCGCCACCAGUAAAUCAAAGUUACAUCCUAAUUCAACUAUCAAAUACUCUUUGGACGCCUUAAAUACAACAAAACAUGUUGAUUCUACCUUCAUGGUAUUAGUUGCAACAACUGUUUCCACAUCUCCUAACAUUUCAUACGUCGAGCACUUCAUAUCAAUGUCCAGUGCAUCCCAUCUCUCGACUGGAACGUCCUAUUUUUUGCCUAAUACUCGUCCUUUGGUAGUUAUUUCACCGUCUUUUGAGUUCAAUAGUAGCCCUCCGAUGACAGUACUUUCAACUUCAAGCUCUUUAAAUGUUACACCAAAUGCAACAACAGAGCAGAGUCGGAACGGUCUGUCGACAGACGUCACUUCAUUUUUGCUAUACCAAAGCAGCAUAACACAAAAUGUCACCAUGAGCCCCAUUGUAACAAUUAUGGAAAAUUUGUCUACAUAUCAAAGUGAAAUAGGGCGUUCCGUAGAUCCGACGUCGUUGUCGUUGAAAAGCAGUAUUUUUGUCAUAGAACCAAGUUCGUCAGUCAAUCGGGUGGAUAUGUCAACAGAACACAGUGUCUUAAGAUCGCUACAAGUUUCCAGGAACGCUACGCCAUCCCUGAGCAUAAGGACAGGUUUCCUCCAGUUUAAGACUUCAAUCCCUAGACCGUUAAUCACUACAACACCACGCAUUACCUCGUCAGGAGACAGUAAUGUCAACACUCUGUCUUCUUCAGGUCGCAAUGAAUCGGCUGAUAGGUCGAUUGUGACAAAAACAGAAACAUUCGUAUCAGGUUUCCCAGUCUCUUCACACAGCAAGUCAAGUAAGUUAAAAGUAAUAAAACUAAAUUAAAAGUAAUUUAAACAUUAGAUGCGCGAGCUGUCUUUGAGGACUCGUUUUCAAAGUAAAGUCACUAAAUUAGAGAUGUACAAGUGUAUCUAAACUAGUCUUGACAACAUUGUUUUGGUUAAACGUUUUGAACGUGGAGAUAAUGGCAGGUGUUACUAUGCAGAAUUGUCAAUCGACCUUCCCUUGUUCUGUCAGUUGUAUCAACUUUCCCGGAAAUAAGAAUUAAGAGUUCGAGGCAAAAAUUUAGGUUCUUGGACAGAUACACGCUUAAAUGACUUGAUACAAAUUUAACCCAGUCCCUGUACACGGCAGUAUUAGGUAACUUGUUGCAUUCUAACUGUUCUGUUCCUACGUCAUGUAUAGGUCCCUUUGCACCAUUUCAAACAACUACAGUAGCAUUGUCAUCGAAAAUAACAUCGCUGACGCCUUUGUCUCAGCGUCGUCCAUCUUUCAGUGACGUUUCUGCAGUUUCCUCAAGUUAUUCCACCUUGACUACCCCACGAAUUAACACGUCUGGUGAUGGUGGUCUGUCUGUGCCCGCCACUUUGUUAUCUUCUAUUAGAACACCAGCAACAGAACCAUUUGCAAAUAGGUCAUCAACAUCUUCAUUGCAGGCACAUUCAUCAAAGCUUUUUCCUUUGGUUACUACUACCUUUGUAUCUGCAGUCGAUGCGACUUCUAGCUCAGCUUUUUCUACGUCGGUAGCAAUUUUUGUACGCUUUGGUAUCAGCGUUCCUCGAAAUCAAAGUGUGAACGAUCCUGACUUUAAACAGUCUUUGGAGGAUGGAAUUCUUCUUGCUUAUCAAAAUGGCUCAAUUAACUCGUCUUCAGGGAAUGUUAACAUCAGCGUAAGUUUCCUUAUCAAAAAAUAUAAUAACUGCUAAAGUGUGCAUGAAGUUGUUUUUCGUGGGUAACUACAUUUGGGGGUACAGUAGUCAGUUCCGUAUUUCUGAAACCAUUCUUCUCUUUUAUCCUUUAUUUGUCCUUUGUCCUUAUAUCACUGUGGAGUUCAAAAGUGUUUGGUAACUUUACUCCGACCCCAAACAAUAUCGAGUAGGAUGGAAUCAGUCGAGAGACGUUUUAGCAAAGCGUUACUUGGGGAGGCAAGGCACUGGAGCAACGUUAUUAGGAAUGCAAAGCCAUGUUAUUACUUGGAAGGGCUUUUCCUAUCUUUUUAAGUUCCUUUCCUCUUUUUUUCUCAUAUUGGGUCAUUCCGGGGAGCUGAAGAAUGUUACAAGAGUGUAUAACGGAAAACCUGAUUCGCUGCACCAGAGCUCGUUUGAGUAUGGAUGGAGCAUUGGGAACUGAAGUGAAGAAGAAAAAAGGGACGCGUAACAUUUGCGGUCGUUUUAACUUUUUUUAUUUUAUUUUUUUUAUUUAGAUUCACAGGAUUGAGCGGUCACCUGAUUCAAACAGUUCCAACGUUAACGUAACCUUUCAGCUGCUCAUUGGUAGUGAACCACUUAAUGCCACCUUGGUUAUAACAACAAUUGAGCAAGCUAACUUCUCAUUGGGGUACUUUGUUGGAUACAAGGUCAGUCCAAAGAACAAUCUUAUUAGCACAGCUACCUCAGGCCUCAGGGUUUUCAUGACAUUUGUUUUAAGCCAACUGACUUCUUUUCCCAUGUAAGGAAAAUCCCAAUUCCAAAAUCUGGGAAAUUUUGCGCUUAUGAAAUCGCAAAAAGGAAAUUUUUUCUUGUGGAAUCCGGAAUCCUAGGCUUUGGAAUUAGGGAUACAGCUCAAGAAAUCCGGAAUCGCAAUAACAAUUGGAAUCCGAAAACCAAGUUCUACUGACAAAGAAUCCGGAAUCCACGGCGGGGAAUCCAGAAGUCAAGGCUUUCUUGGAUUCCCUUUUUUGGGGCGAGACUUUUUUGUCGUAUACCUGCAAGUGAGAAUGACUCAGAUGUACCACUUUGUCAGGCACUUAUGUUGUCGUCAUACUAGUCAAGAGACCGAAACCCACUUACUAAUACAGUAACAUUUUUAAAAACAUUUUUACAGGUAGUAGAGAGUCUUCAUGCCGUGUUCAUUUCAUUACCAUCUUCCUCUCCUACAAUGUCGUUGCAUUCAUCAGUUUCUGCAUCAGUCCAAAGAACAAUCGUAACAAGCCAUGCGAGAAGGACGUUAACAUCUUACUACAGCUACACGCUACAGCCAAGAUCUUCUACAACAAGAGGUAACGUACAACUCUGGUUUGUGUUAAACCCUUGCAAGAGCUUUACUGCAUAGCAUUGCAGAAAAGAGGUAGCAUUGUUAUGUGAUAAUUCUCGAUAGCCAUAUCAAAGUUCAGGGUUCGUGCGGCAGAGUCUUGAAUUCUCGAAAAAGUCUUGAGAUUUGCCCAGCAGUUUUCUAGACCUUGAGAAAGUCUGGAAAAUGGAGAUAAAGUCUGCAAAAAUGGUAAAAAGUCUUUUUUUUUUUUCAAAGGUACAACAAGUGCUUUAGAAGUAAAGUUUUUUUUCGUUUGGUCAAAUCUUAUUCCAUCUCAACCGUAUGUUUGCAGCUCAUCAUGAAAGACUCGCUGAAUCUUUGAUCCUGCCUUUUUUAAGGUCGUUAUCGAUCACCUAUUUGAUAACCUUGAGUCUUGAUAAAGAAAUUAUUGUUUUCGGAAAAAGCCUUGAAUUUUGGAUCCAAAAAUCUGUACGAACGCUGAAAGUUGUAGCACGGUGAAUCCUCCUCAGAAAAAAGACUCCUCUCUCAGCCGGGCAUCAGCUACAGUCUCAGACAAAAAUAGGCUGGGACUCUUCCACCCAACGCUGCUUUUUCACUUCUGACCCAUCUCCUCGUCCUCCCAAUGUUGGUUAUCAAAGUUAACUUACCAAAUCUUGUACGCCAACAUUGAGAGAGCAAGAAGACGGCAAAGUGUCCCAACAAUUUUGACUGAGACUGUAGUUGUAGGGUGAUCGCUGCCCAAUCCAUCUUUACUGAGUUUCAUUAAAUAGUUUAGUUUUUAUUUUACUAUUGUUGUUUUUAUUCUUGCUAAUGUAGAAAGCAAUAUAAUGCAAUUUAUUUUACUGCUUUUGUUUUCAUUUUCCUCAGUUGCGAAUAAAACGGCAACUUCAGAAUCUUUGCCACCGAGUCAGAUGUUAACAGCUGCAGAGUCAUCUGUAAGUGUCUCGUCGACACCUUCGGCACAAAUGUCCCUCCCAAGCAAUACUUCUCCGGCGACAGUAUCCUAUUUAACGUCUGUUUCUUCGGAUCGGUCUCUCAAGUCAGGAGUUAAUUUCACGAGUCUUGUAACUACAGCUACGCGUUCGUCAAUGUCUACUGCACUGAAAACGGUAAACGUGACGCACUUUAGCGGUGGAAGUUCGGCGAGUUCUGCUAUAAUCUCGUUUGGUCAUUCAGAAGGAUCCAUAGUAAGUGUUUGUUAUCAGAAAAUAGUUUUAUAUCAACCAGGAGGUUUUACAGCAACGCCAUUCCUGGAAAUUGAAUCAGCGAUAUCCUUAUCCUUAGUGAGACCGUCUACUCUACUAGUUUUCAGCCACUUGAGUAGUUAAAUUAUAAUAGGAAAUGUGCUUAAAUAUGUGAAUGCAUAUUACGUCAUUUAAGAUGGUAAGUUAAGAUAAAGACAAUAAGUCGUUUAGAAAAUUUUCAGUCUCUUUCACCACUUACGUUCAGCCACCAUAUUGAUAGAUCACUUGGUUCUCCAGUUCGGCAUAUUGAACUCCAAAAAUUCCAAUGAGACAGUUCGACGAAUAAACGAGGUUUGGAAUUUCGUGCAGGCAUAGACUUGCCGAGGGAGGUUGCUUAUGUAUUCAUCUUCUAUAAUAUGGUACUUUCUUGACUUUACUCAUUGAAUAGCAGUUUGUAUUUCACAUCUUAUUCAAGAAAAUUACCCACAACUCAAUAAUCAUUUGUGGUGUCCGGAGCUUCACACGGAGGUCCGGGUUCGAGGACCGCUCUGGACAUUAUCUGGAUUUCUAUUUUGUUAGUCCUAAGUUUAGCUCCCCGAACCUGCUUGCAAAAAGCCAACUGGUUUGCUUCUUGCCAGUUGGCUAUUUUAAUUGGUAAAUUGUAAUGAAUUCUUGCGAUCCUGUGACGACAAUCUCUACAAACUAGAGAAGAUAAUGUACGCUUAUUGUUGAAUCUUUUCUAUCUUUACAGGUUGUACGAGGUACUGAAAUUACUUCGUUGUCGUUAACCACGGCCUUUUCAGCUACGCCGACAAUUUUAUUAACAACUUUAGCAUUACCUAGUAAGAGUCAGCUACCGUCCAUAAUUCGUUCGUUGACAUCAACCCAACAGUCAAGACCUCUUUCGACAAAAAGCGAAUCAUUGACGUCAUCAAAGCAUUUGAAUAUAUCAGCAAAGGAAAGUUCCACAGCAGUGCCGUCAGUAAAUAUAGUAACAACGCGUUUAUCGCGAAUACGUCCAUCGAGUGGUAUUCAUGUAGUUACUUCAAGCUUAACAGCACUGAGGUCCUUCCUAAGUUCAACAGUACUUUCUGCAAGUGAGUCAGCAAUCAAUUCUUUGCAAACUUCAUUGUCAAGUGAAGUGAUAACCAGCCGUCUUGAGGUGUCGUCAUCUUCACCAUCGCCGUCAUCGUUAACGUCGACUUCAGCUUUACCGUCAUCAUUUUUUAGUAUAUAUGUUACACGUUCACACACAAACGUUUCUUCGUCUGAAGUGAAAAUGCCUAGCCCUGUAGUGACGCUCAAUUCUACCUUGACUGCAACCCUGGGUGACUCUUCUGGUAGACAUGCAACGUCGAUUAUCGAACCGACGCCGUCAGGUUCAAUUGUUAAAAGCUCUACAUUCACACUGCCAGCGAUGUCUUCUUUCUUCAAGAGUUUCACAACUUAUUUUACAUCAAGUUUAAUGUUAAGCAUGACUUCAUUUACGGUUUUUCCCUCGUCAAUACUGAAGAGUGAAACUGUACCUAUUCAGAAUUCGACAGCUGGGGUGAUGUCAUCGUCAAGAGAAGGAGUGCCAGUCACUCAAACUUUGCAUAUCCCAGGUUCCUUUUCCACGACAAAAGUGACGUCAUCUUUGCAAAGUACACGUGCGGCAGUAACAAAGCAGUCCUUACAACCGCUUCCAACGAGCCACAUUUUAGGAGAAACAAUAUCAUUGAUUGCGUCGUCUCGCUUUUUCAACGGAAGCGGUGUGUCAGUUGUGGCAUCCUCGACAAAAACACACAGAACUGUUGAAACAAUGAGCGUAUUGACUCUAAAUUCAUCGGUAACACCAGCUAAGGGUAGUGCCUUUGCGAGUGCUCGUUCUGUUCAAAUGCCAUCUUCAUUCAUCGCUGCUAGUCCGAUUUCAACGAUUUUUAAUGUUAGUUCCAUCACUGCCUCGAGCGAAGUUUUGCCGUUUUCAGCAAUGUCCAGUACGUUGGCUUCAACACCAAGUACAAAUUCAACACUGUCAGAUUCUUCUAUAGCUGUGUCAAGCUCGUCACCAGCCUUUUACGGAAGUUACACAACUAGUAACUCAAGACUUUCUCUUGCGCCUAGCAAUACCUUGACUUUAAGCCGUUUUGAAGCAAGCGCUAACGCAACUUUAACAUUGAUUGGAAUGUCCAGGACGAUCAUCAGUACUAGGUCCACAUCUUUUAAUGAAACUUCUCUCCGCAGUAGGACUGUUCGUGUCAGUGUCUCAAAAACGCCCUUUUCAGUUUCGAGGUCACCUCAUGAGACUUCGUCGUCAGGUAUGGCUUUACCGGUGUCUUCAGUUUCAAGAUCACCCUUUUAUCCUUCGUCAAGCGUAUCUACGAGUCAUUAUACAACCUUAUUUGCAAACCGAAGCGAAAUUACUUCUUCACGCUUCUUGUCGCAAUCAUUCGUACUAGCGUCAAGUCAAACUUCAAGAAGUGGGUCUUGGCUUAGCUUAAGUCUAUUAUACAUGCCUUCAAGUAUCUGGAGCAAUGGUACCAUCCACGGGACCUCUCUGAGCAUGAUGAGCAAACGCAGUAGCCCAUCUUCGUUCACAGUUCACUUUGAUGCCUCCACUUCAGGGCAAUUUUCUUCAAGAUCAGGUGUAACUUCCUCUGUAGUAAGCGAUAAAUUGUCUGCGAGGACAUCACUAGAAAGUGAAACACGUUUUUCAGGUUCAAUGACGACAAAGGCAACACAUACUUCAAUCCUUGCUACUAACAGGACGGUGAAAGCCAACUUUACAACUUCAAGUGCCAAGGUGUCAAGCCUACCAAUUUUAGACAUUAGUUCUUUACUACCCACGGCCUUGACCUUAAGCGCCUUUCAAGCCAGUACCAGGUCCGCAUUCUUUAAUGAAACUACUGUCCCCAUUAGUCGAGUCAAUGUCUCGAAAACGCCCUUUUCAGUCUCGACGUCACCACGUGAGUCCCUCUUGUCAAGUGUGGCUUUACAGAUGUCUUCAGAUUUAAGGUCACCUUUCACCCCAUCGUCAGGCGUAAUAACUUCAAUUGCCAAGGUGUCAAUCCUAUCAGUUUCAAACAAUAGUUCUCCUUUAUACACGGCAGAAGUUACACAAGUGACCACACGAGAAGCAGCAACUGCAAACCUUUCUUCAACUCAAUAUCCUACAACUCGUGUCACAGAUUUUGUCUCUGAGAGGAGCCUUUCUAGUCAGUCUGUACAACUAAGUACUUCCUCCUCGAGGAAAGAUUCAGCUCAGAAAACAUUUGUUACUGCUACAACUAGUACUUUGGCAAAGCAUGCUUCCACUAGAGCCACAAUGCACAGUUUAAUGCAGACAACUGCUCCUUCAUCAAGUCUUCGUUCUUCUUCGCCUGCCCAGUUAUCUAGCGACGGUCUUGCAACGAGUUUUUCGUUAAAUAGAAGUCAUUUCCCAACACCAGAAGUUUCUGGAUCAAAAACGUCCGAAAACAUAGUUGGUAUUACUUCAUUACCUGCGAGCAAAUCUCUUCAGAUCCCUCCAGUUUCCGGAGUAUCGGUGUUUUACGAUUCAUUGGGUUCUACUGUACUAACGCCAAUUUCAAUUCCUUCGACAAGUAAUGUUUCAUACGUCUUGGACAAGUCAAGUGCAAGUUUAAGUUCAACAACAUCAGUAACAGACGCAAUUUCGAGCAGGAAUAUUUCACCUGCUUUCUCCACGGAAUUGUCUCAGAUAGCAAGAACAUUUACCAACACGCUGCAGAGUUCUCCCUCAAGCUUACUCGUGGGUACAGCAUCGGCAAAAUCAGGUGGCAUAGUCCAUUCAGUAGCAACUGGCUCUUCCAUUCACACAUUCACACCGAAAACCAGUCCCAUCGUUCUCUCUUUUACUCCUUCUGACAUUCCUGUAUCCUCUUCGGCCAUUGCCGUGUCCUCAGUAGAGGUUAAUAGUUCAAGUAUUGAAAGUGUCACCUUGGGGACCGAUGUGCUGCUGUCGCCCCAAGGCACUACUUUUGCCGAAAGCACCCUCGUGUUGACGUCGACGCCUUUACGUUUGUCAAGAAGUAGUAAACUUAGAACAGGGUCGGUUGACGUAACUAAAAGUAGUAUGUUCACAUUAUCCUCACCAUUAACGUCAGUGGUUACGAUAGACUCGUCUUCUGUGGUUGACUCAAGCUCAGUGCCUGUCACUUUAAGAACUUCAGAGGAAUCACCUGUCACAAGUGUUAAGCAGUUGACGUCUUCAGACCGAUCAUCCUACCCCAUGCAUGCAAGAUCUUCAUCGUUACCAUUACUACUUUCAUCUGCGAGACCUACUUCUACGACGACAACCGUCAAACUCCCAGUUACUACUUUAAGGGGUUCAAAAACUACCAUUACAAGGACAUCUGGUGUUGUCGUUAGAGAAACAAGCCAGGCCAGCUUCGUUACCAAAACAGUGCCACUGUCGUCAAUCAGUGUGUCACUCAGGAUCACUAAAGAUGUUACAACAGCAACGUCAUUAGAAAAAAGCUAUUUAGUGUCAAGGACUUCAUCAACCGCCGCAGCAACUGUGGACCCUACUGAGCCUCUUCGUCCAACUGCUGGCGCUAACAACACUGAAGGUCUCGUUGGUUUACAGAUUCUUGUCCCGAAGACGGAGGAUGAAACGAAUUCCACUUUCCGCGAGAACAUUGAGUUACGACUCGCCGCAGCUUACAGAAGGGGUCAGGAGAAAGGAACUGGACGCAAAAAACGAGACCUUGAGUUUUUCGAUGGUUGGGACGUUAGAAGCUUCGAAUCGUGGAAAAGAAGUGUUGCGUUCAAAGUGUAUGAAAAGCAAAGUCGACGCUACAGACGGCAAAUUGAUAGCAUAGUUGCACUGGUAAGAAGUGCGGUUCUUCAGUAGUUUUUUAAUCAUUAAAUUAUUUAUCCUUCUACUACCACAGUGAAUAAUAUAGUCUUGUAUAUUAUGACCAUUCAAUUGAAUCCUCUUAGUCUCGGCUCAGGGCUCGAAUUUAAUUUUUGGAUCACUAACCCUUCGGGUUAGUGGACAUAUUUUUUACUAACCAAAUUAUAAAGUUUGGUAUCCAAGCUCACAACUAAAAAAUCUUGACAAUCUUGAAAUCUCAAAUAUUGAACAUUUUGUCAAUAACCACUAGAACAAAUUAAAAAGUAGUCGAAAUUGCAUGGUGACCUUAAAAAAACUUUGACAAUUAAGCGCCUAGUUUAUUUCCCUCUCAUUUCCCUUGAAGAGACCAGCAUGAUUUAGGUAGUGAAGAACAGUACAUCUGCAGUACAUUCUCUAACAACAGUUUGAGUUGAGUGAUUCAACAAAUUGAGUAUUCUAAUUAUUCCUUAGUCUCGUCAAACUGAAGCCACGCAAAUGUUUAUUUCCACUCCUGUCGAAAUGAUCGGCCCUCUUGUUUCCUCUUUUCUUCGUAACGCUUCCGGGAGCUCGAGUCUUCCAUAUCUUCUGUUGUCUUUGGUUCCUUUUCUUGACAUUCUUCUUCUUCACCACAGUUACCUUCAGCUGGAGCCUGCCUUUUUCUAAUAAAUCUAUCCAAAGAAAUCUGCAUAAUUCAAUGCCAAACUGCCAGUUAACCUUGCAAACAGUAAUUUCGAAGCGAAGAUGGCGGAUCCGAUAUUGUGGUGUCCAGAUCCCCACAUUCGACACAAACUCGUCUCCAGGGCCUUAGCGCUCAAAAGGUCUGAAAAGUUCGAUUCGAUCGCAAAGAUGGCGAGAACAAAUUGUUGAGACAGAAAACAAUCUCAUGCAAGAAAAUAACACAAAAAUCGUUCUUAAAAAUUAACAUUUACUUGUAAAAAGGUCAUUUCCAUAACAUAAUUUAAAUAUUUAAGAAAAUUUUUAUUAACCAUGUCGGGUUAGUUGGACACAUGUUUAGUAACCAAACGUUGAAAAUUACUAACCGUUGGUUAACGGGUUACCGUUGAUUUCGAGCCCUGGGGCUAAUACUUUCACAUAGAAAUAGUUGUUUUUUUGGCAUUUUACAAAAUGAAAUUUGAAAAUUUUGUUGAAUUCUUACAUUGGCCCCCCUUAGGAGUGCAAGGGUUAAAUUAUGAUUGUUUUUCUCGUUUUUGAUGCCUCAGGGGCACGAUAUUUAACUAUGCUGGAUUAAAGUCAUGUGUGUCGCGAUCAUGACCAGGUUUUUAUUUUCAGUUUUGGAUAUAUUUUCAACGAUUAACAUGCCAUUGGAUUAUCUAUUUUUGACAUCUUUGGCUUUGACUUUAUGUUGAUGGACUGUUUCUGUACUUGCUUUUUAUUACUGCAGGUUGAAGCUAUAAGACGAGCAAAGCCGAUCGUUGGAGAUGAACUUGUGGAUAUAGAAUAUCGAAUAUUUGAUGGGCCUAACAUGUUAUCUGCAGAGACAGUUGUUGAAACGAUGAACAGGCUGACUGAGGGUGAAAUGGUGUCCACUUUAAAAUAUGCGGUAAGGCGACGUUCGUUUAUUACAUCUGAAUUAAAAGUUUUGUAUUACUACGUAGGAAAUUAUUAUUAUAACCUUUUUUCCUCAUUUAAUAUGGAUAAAGGCAGCUAUGUGGAAAAUAAGAAUGGUCUUCCAAGGAACCCUUAGUGCAGUAGAAAACUGUGAACUAUGACGAAUGAAUGGUGGACCUAAAUAAUAAAGGCGAUGGACAUGGAUAACAAGCGAAUAUCUGAAAAAGGUUAAAAUAUUUUUCAACACAUCAACCGCCCUCUCCCCUUUUGUCUAUUGGGAGGGGGCGGUUGUACACGGGCCAUCAAUGCCCAUCCGUUGGGAUCUCCCCCUUUUCAACCCCCCUUUCGGUGGCCGAUCUUCCUUACUCAGUUGAUAAGGCUGAUCUUUCUCUAGAUGUACAUGUAGAAACUAUGAUAUACUGUGACCUAAAUAGUUUCUGUACACCUUGGUUACAUAAUUAUUUUAUGCUGUACCGUUUUUCUUUCAUUUCAGGUAACGUUACGUCCUUAUGUCGUUAAAGACAUAACGGUCACACCCACGCCCAGAGUGAGUUCCUCGAAGUGGAAUAUAUUGAUUCCUGCUAUUAUUGUCCCUACUGUGGUGGUAUUGUUUCUUAUUCUUGCAUUUACCUGGGCGAAGUGCGCUGCAAAGAGAAAGAGAGAACGACUAAAGGUCAAACCACAUGAUAAGGUACAAAACUCAAAAGUUUCGUUCGAGUGUUGUCCUUACCUUCAAUGACCUUCAAUAGUUGUGAAAGGGUUUGAUAGAUUUUUAUAGUUGAUAAAGAAUUUCAGCAAAGCCAGAGGUGUCAAAACAAAGCAAAGAAAAGCGACCUAAACACAAAGUAAGCGGCUGGGUAUUGAGAAAGUGGGUAGAAGAAAUUUGCUCAGUUUACUCGUCAAGUCGUUUCCCUGGUGGAAAAAAGUGAAGUGAUAAGAUUCUAAAGAAUUCUUUGUAAUUCAGCAUUGAGAAACGCUUAUUUAUACCUCAAAGAUAAGAUGGGACUCAUAGUUUGUCUUAGAAACUUAUAAUUUUAUAAUUUUAAAAAAGUAAAAAGGGUAUUCGAGGGUUGUUUUUUUCCAUUUCCCUCACAGUGAUUCAUAUAUUAGCGGCUUACUCAGGCGCUGUUUGAAGGUCAUAGUCGCCAGAGAUUUUUCAGGGUACUGUGAUGGCACUGUAGGCCAUCAAAUGGCCGAUCAACAUCAUAAGAACACUGUUAAAAGUUUUGAUUUAUCGUAAAAACCGUUAUUAAUGGUGUGAUAAGUUUCGUUGUUUUUUACAAUUAUUGAAUUGGAAGCUUGUGUAUGUUUUUUUCUACAGGGACCAACAUAUAAAAAUCUGGAGAUUAAAGUGUUGCCUUCCGAUGAAGUUACUCCAGCGCCGCUAGGAACUGGGAAGAAAAAGCGUCCAAGGUUUGUUCGUUUGCACGUCUGGAAAGCUUUGUUCGGAAACUUAAGAUUGCUUGUGCACUGAGCCAACUCAGUGGGUGUUGGUCAGGCGCUUAGUACAAAAAUCGCAAGUAUCACUUUGGGACCUUGAAUGUGAGAGAUUUUGGCAUUUACAUUGAUUUAAGCCUGGUGAUUUUCUCCUUGUCCCAUUAUGAUUAAUGCUUACUUAAGUGCGGUGUUUUUGUACACUGUGACUUCUCGCUGCAAAGAAUCCCAGUGGGAUUUAAACUGCCCCCCCCCCCCAAAAAAAAUGAAUAACUUGGUCAAAGUCCCCUCUGCUUAUGAGAUUUUUAAGGGCACUUACUAAAAAACUGUUCCUCAAACAAAACCUGUUGUUGUAUUGUUUGCUGGUUAGUUUCGUUUGAUUUAACUUUUUGUAUCAUCAUCAUCAUCAUCAUCACCAUCAUUAAUCAUUAUCAUUAUCCAUUAUCAUUAUGAUACAAUAUAGUUACCCAUGGCUUGAUUUCCUUCAGUUCGCUUUUUAAGUCCGCCUUCCUCUGUCUUCAAAUAAUUUGUCUGCUUGCACACCACAUUUGCACUACUCGGACACGCUAUUAAAUCAGUACCAUUUUCCUGACAAACCUUGAAACAUAUGCCAAAAUACAAUUAUCUUUGUUUCUUUCGGCAGCAUUUCUAGCACAAGUAGUAGUGACAUUCCUCCAAAAUGCCCCACGCUACCUGUCCCAGAUUACUCUCCUGGGAAAACGGACAGCCCAGAAAAGCCAAAUCAGAGAUACAGAAGGAGGACGAAUGGUAAAGGAAUCGACCACAAAAUCAACAACAAUCGCCAUUCCACAAAAGAUAUUAUAUAUACUAAUGGACAUGUAAAGCACGAACAUCAUGUUCAGAAUCCCAAAGACACGGGAGAUUAUAUUGAGGUACAUUAAAAUAUGUUAUUUUUUAUAUAUUCAUAUCUAUAGUGUAUUGUUAUAACGAUGCCUCAAAAUCAGCCGACAUUAAAUCUUUGGGAAAUCGCAGUGUUUAACUCUAGCCUCUUUCCUUAGAGUAGAUGCCUAACCGACGAAAGAUACAGACAAGUGUUAAAAGCUGGGCCCUGGGUCUGAAAUUACCUCAACUGAGACUUGCUUUCUUAUGGCCUUAUCAUUCCUACAAUUAUACCAUAAUUCGUGUUCCAAAGAUCCUUCUCUGUUAAGAGACUGUUAUCUGGAUUGAAUAUUCUUGUGAUAGCUCUUGUAACUGCUCGAUAUUUUGUUUUGGCAUCAAAUGUGUGUACCAUUUAUACACUUAUAUUUAUAUUUAUUUCAUGUAUUGUUUUAAUCUUUGUUUUUUGUUUGUUUGUUCACAAAAGCGUUUUAACGAGAUAUGACGACUAAGUUCCACUCCUCCUGGUCGAAAAAAGGUUUUUUUGAAGUCUGUCUAUUGUGUCUGUUGUCACUAACAUUUUCAUUUUAUUUGGUUAAUCCAAGAUGAAGCACUUAGCAGGUGUUGUGGAAAACCGUCCACAGAUGAGGGACGAGAAGUUGGCGAACAGCCUAACUCGCCAAGAGCCUCCUUUGCGUUUCACCCCAUUACCACCGCUAAUACAGACUCCACUUGUUGGUCCCACACCUUCCAUACCAGAUACAGUGGCCGCAAAAGAAAACAAAGAAUACGACCGAAUCAUUGCGGAGUCGGGUGUGCCACCGGUAAAUCGUGACUUUUGUGUUAGACAUUUAAUAAUCAAGCUAGUGUACACAUAGGCCUAAUCAGAAAUGCUGAAACUAAUCCAUAAUUGUCCGCCACUCAGAAUAUUCCAGCCUCCUUUAUGCUCGACCUCUAAGCGGUAUUUAUGAUCAAAGUAGCCUUCUAUAUGAUUAUUGUGGGUGACUUGCGUUUCGUGUCUGUUACGGAAUUCAAAGUAUUUCUUUGAUAACCUUCCUGAAAAACUUGCCAUGCAAGGAUGUAUAUGCAACACACCUGCACCGAUAUCAAGAUUUUAACCCUUAACAUAAACACAUUAUCAUUAAAAACGAAAUAAAUGAAUAUGAAGUGUGCUAUUUCUAUCAUAUAUACAUAUGUAUUCAUUUAAUUAAAAUGAUACACUGAUGUAAAAAUUUGACAAGAAUGAAGUUAAAAAGUUUAGUUAAUUUUGUCAUCAAAAUGUGAAUUGCCUUUUUAACAACACGGAAGUAACUAACUGAAAUAAAGUAAAAUUCUUCUAACAUAAACGUAAAUGAAUGUAAGAUAAAAGAUUGUAUUUAAAAUUUGAUAAUCCACCGGAACAUUUUUUGCUAACUGAUAACAUUCAGCUGAGUCGUUGAUAGUCAAAGAUGAACUUAAAUGAUGGUAAAGGUAUCUGUCGAUCAACAGGCAUGGCUGUCUAAAAUGAAAAUGGUUGCGCUGCAAAAUGUAGCAGCAUCUCAAGAGGCUGAACUAAAUGAAGACGAAGAUAUUCUUAAUCUUAAGGUAAAUAAAUUGGCAAGUAACAGACAUUUUUUUUACCAUACUCGUAAAAUUAACCAAGCAAUUAGCGCACAAGUAUAGUGCUUUAAUGUGUCCGCAACGUUACCGCUCCCUGAAUUCAUGACUGGUUAAUCUACACAAACGCACCGCUGCAUUGGACUAACAAGCAAUAAGCAACAGCGCGCAGCGUUUCCAAGCAGAAAAACAGCCUCCUUCAAAUUAAAAUAUCUGCGUAAAAGGUUUAAUGAUAUGAAACAGAUAAGAGCAAAAAAAAAAAGACUUUCAGGUUCAAAGUGCAAUGAUACUUCUAACAAAUAAACGAUACGUCCAGUUUUGGCGUUCUUCAACGCAGCUUCCUAAAAUAAAAAUAUAGAAUAUUUUAGCUUAUUUCAUUGAAGAGAACGAUAAAGAAAAAAUUAAUAAACAAUGUACAAGCAACAAGAUUCCAGCUUAGAUGACUGAAAAUUGUUGAACAGAUGUAACCUCUUGUACCGUUUAUUCAAGGAGGAGAGUUUCGUUUCCGUCACUGCUUAACGAAUGUAAAAAGGAGAAUCAAUACUUCUUGAUUUUCAGGCAAAUGUGGAACGCUGGAGGAAUAAGAUGCGACAUCGGGAGAAGCUACGUCAGGACAUGCGAGAGAAGGAAAGAGAAAGGGAGAAAAAACUUAAAAAGUACGAAAAAGAAGAAAAGAAAGAAAAGGAAAAGGAUACAGUAGAGGUAAAUGAAAAUUUAUUUUUGGAGAAUUUAGAUCGAUGUUCUCUGUGUUAAGGAAUUUCGUUAGUUUUUUAAACCAGCAGACACCUGCGAUUGACCUGGUUAUAAUGUUUGUUUUAUUUGCAGGAUUAUAAUGCUAUCCUACAAAGAAGCCUUACAGCAGAGUAAGUUUGUCUUCUGCUUAAAAUGCGAUAUUUAAAAUGAGAACAUUUAUGUAUGGCUGUGGGUGAUAAAGAGGGAUGGUUUAAGUUUGUUUCUUGCUUUUUUGUUUAUUUCCAUCGGUUAACUAUUUUCAAGUUGAGUUGUUCUUGGCUUGUGCUUUUUAUUCCUUCACCCUUUUUUGACACACAUCCAACAAGCGUGAAAGACUCCAUUAUCGGUCAAUACCGUAUGGAGAGCCCUCCUCCCCUUAAGAAAAGAAAACGCCUCUCUCUUCUGUGACGAUGCGCGUGAAACCACACAAGAAAAUAGAAAGACUUAGCUCUUUACGGAGGUACGUACUCGCAACUUCGAUACCUGAGAACACCUUUUCACUCAUUCAACUUCCGAGUUAGGUGAGAGUGAGAAAAAAUGGUAAAGCAAAGGCCAGUUAUCGCUGGUGUUGUUUCAUUCGUACUAGUGCAACUGUCUGAUUUUUGUUUCUUUUUCGUUUCGCUUUUUUUUCAGACGAAAAAGAAGGUCUAGAAUAGAACGCUGGCGCAAAAACCGAGUUGGAACUUCAAGUUCUAAGAGUUCCGGUAGCAGUAGCAGCAGUAGCAGCAGCAGUUCCGAAAGUGACUCUGAUGAGAAACACAAGCACGCAAAAGAGGAAGGGAAAGCGAAGAAAAAGAAACGGCAGGAAAAAGAGAAAAAAGUGAAAGAAAAGGUAUAUCUCAAUUUUAUUGUUGAUGAUAUUGCAGUGAGGUAGUUUUAAAUAAAACGCACAUAGAUACUGAAAGACACUUCCUUGGUUUUAGGACCCAUGAGCUUUUUUAAAUGCUGCGUUUACUAAAGAAAUUGACAGACAAUUAAUUGCUUCAUGCGUCAGCGUGCAUAUGUCGAGAUAUGACGCGGGACGUUUGAAGAGCACCAAAGUUGCUCGAGUGCUCUCCAGACUUCCCAAGUGCGUCAUAUCUCGACAUACACACAGCUGAAGUAGGAAUCAAUAAACUCUUCAUCGUGUAUAUUAUUGAGUUAUGGAUGCAUUUGGGAGGAUUGCUAUAGCUCACAUAUCUCGAGGUCUCAGUUUGUUGACGUCAUCAGCGUGCCCAAUAAGAAUUUGACGUACGUACGUGCUAUUGGAUUUGAUUAGGCGUGUAUUGCCGAUAUGAUGUGAGGUCAAGAAACUAAGGGCCUGUUUACUUGGAGGUGGGGGACCCCAGGUAGGUGAGUUAUCCCGCUUAGGUGGAGUAACCCGCCUUUCCAUAUAAUCUCUUAUUUUAGUUUGAUCACAUUUACAUGAUAGUGGGGUGACCCGCCUGAGGCGGGUAGCCGGGUCUGCCAGACCGGGUUACCCUCUCAGCCGGGGUCAAAUUCUGCCAUGUAAACGUUUCAAGGUGGGGUAACCCGCCUAGCCGGGGUCGGAUUCGUGAUACAUCAAAUUCGCGCCAAAUUAACUUUGGCGGUGACUUUGCGUCAUUAGUAAUGGUAACAAUAGAAACCCACAGCACUGAAGGCUGCAGCAAAAGCAGCGAGUGAGUGUAGAAGAGCAUUAAUCGCCAAAACACGUGGUUUGCCAGCAUUUUUCUUGUUUACGUGCCUAGCGUCUAUUCGAUAAUCUUGAGAAAGUGCACCCCGGAAUGGCAGGGUUGAAAGAUUGCGCGUAAAGGAGGGUCAUUUUUUCACCCCACCUAAGCGGGUUACCUCACCUACCUGGGGUCCCCCGCCUUCAUGUAAACAGGCCCUGAUUGACCACUAAAGAAAAUACCAUAACAUACCAUAAUGCCUUGUUUUUCACCCCAAAAUUUUGUGUAAGCAUUGUCUUCAGUUUCUCUUGGGAGUUAAAAUGGCCCAAGACAAACUGAAAACAAGGCGUAUGCAAAAUUUUAGGGUGACAAACAAAGAGCAUUACGGUUUGUUAUGGUAUUUUCAGCAGUGGUCAAUUCGGCUUACAGGAUUUAGCCUCACACUUUCAGAGUGAGAAGGAGUGUAUUCAUGAGGUCAGACAAUGUAGGGAACCUGUGGCUAAACCUUGCAUAAAGAAUUCUUCUGUACAUUUCGUUUGCUGAGAUUUCCGUACACCUCAAUAAAAUUCAGCAUUUUGUUUUAUCUCAUUCUAUUUUAAAUUAUAUUGUUAUUGUUAUUAUUUAUCCCAAAACUGUGAUCACGAAUCACCUGGCAGUAAAUGGCAGGAAUCGACUUAUUGUUUCAUGUUUCUUCUCCUUAGGCACCUCCCCUGUUAACAGGACAGGCUGCUCACGAAACAAAACGAGAAACAGCGUGGACAAUUAAGGAAACCCCAGGCGUACGCCUUGUAUCUGUCAAACCACGCAAUGAGGUAAGAAUAAAUUCCUUUAAAGGUUGAUGCUAAAGACAAUAAAAACAGCAAACGAACCAGAAGGAAUAGGAGGCAGAUGCAAACCCGAUUGUCCACUCGUUGAUUCUGGUGAAUUACUAAGGGAAAUGAUUGUGUACGCGAGCUGGGGAACAACUUGUUAAUAAGUAACUCUCUACUCGUUGACUACGUUACCUUAAACAAACGAUUUGACUGUUUUCAGCAGAGUCGAUAUUUAAAACGGGAAACAACCACAGAACCACCUUAUGUACAGGAUGAUGUCCAAGGCUACGAUGUUCCAUCGCUUCGACCAGUAAGUUUUUUGUAUAGGGAACCUUCAAUUUGCAUUUGAAAAGAAAUUCCUGUACAUGCUUAAUCAAAUCUCGUCCCUCUUUAGGUGUCGUCUCGUUCUCAACAAAAAGAUCGUGUUCAUCAGUUGUUAGAGACUGGUUAUCCUGUGUUACCCAUAAUGCCAACCCAUCUGGUAAGACCUCCCAACUCUGAGUACAUCCUUGAUGAACACCCAUACGAGGAUAUGGAAGGUGCGUAAGGGAUGUUUACAUGGGUAUAUAAAAUUUCAAAGCAAAACACUCGAUUACGUUGGCUUAUUCAGCGAAGGCCUAGUUUUCAGUUUUCAAGGUUAACUGACCUGCUUAUGAUCCUGUGCCUGAGAUCCGCCUCCCCCUCAAAAUUUAGCAAUUUUUUUGCUCAAAAUUUUGAGGAGCUACGAAGUUUUUUUUCUAACGGACUUGUUACAGUAAGAAAGGUUGGAGAGCGUCAACAAUUUUGCAACUGGUUGUAGCGUUCUCUGAAUAGAAAAUAGUGGGUCUACAAACAGUCUACAAGGUGUAGAGUCCGGCAUGGUUCCGUUAACAUACAAAGUUUUCAGUUAAAGAGGAUCCAGUUUACGCGGGUGUGAACACAGAGCGGACAAAAAUAAGCUCAUAUUUUGUAAGAACAGAAACACAGGUUAUAACUGAAGGAAAAAUGACACACAGGACCUUACUCCAAACUCUAGUAGAACUUAAAUUGUUUUAAAUAUAGCUUUUUUAACAGUACUUUAAUGAAUGGAAUGGUUUACCUAAUCAUUAGAGACUCAAAAAGUAUUCCAACUUUUUAAACGAAGUUUUUAAGUUUCAUUAAGGAUAAUCAGAAUAUCUAUUUUUAUAUUUGUACAUACCUUUCUUACACCUCAAGUAGUGGGGGCAUCCCUAUUAUGGUGCAUUAGCGCUUUUGGUUGUCUCCUUCUCUACAACUUUUCUUUAAAGUAGCGAUUAAUUUAAAUUUAUUCAGUAUUAACAGUUUGCAAUUUUGUGGAGUGAAUCUGUAAUAAAUAAACAACGUCCUCUAAAGUUUUUGCCUUGCAUUUUGUGGGAAGCUGUUUCUGGUAACAACUGCUUUUUUCCUCUUUCUUAAAUAUUUGAUUAACGGUAACGGAGGCUUUAUAAGUUCAAAAUCUCUUUUAUAUUCAAACCGGUAUUAAUAAAAAUUUGUGAAACAAUUUAUAUGAAGUAAUGAAGCACAAAGCUUUUGUUUUAAUCAAAUUUAAUAUUUUCACAGUAAAGAACUGACCUUUUUAACUAAUUCGAUAAAUCCAUUUUCUUCGCAGAUUUAGAUCCCUAUGCUGUUCACUACGAUAACGAAGACCAAUUUAUAGGCGAUGGCGUUCCCAUCGUGCCGAUACAGGCUUUCAGUGGACCGCCAGUUUACGAGGAUGACCACAUUUACGAAGAACCUAUAAUAGCACCGGCUUCUCUACCACAAACUCGCUUUGUGUCUCCUCGGGAACAUAAAUCAGGAGUGUUAAUUCCAACGCGGUAUGCGCGUGGCUAUAUUGGAAGACCACCUGGUACGAGAGGCCGACCUACUUCCGCCUCACAACAUCCGGGUGUCGCCAGACCUGCCAGAUUAUCUAGACCUACCUCUGCUAAGACGGAGCCAAUUGCGAGAUAUGUUGUACCGCCUGGAGGUUCCUCGAUUCCUACUCGAGGUGUGCCGCCAUCGUCCGUCCCGGUGAGUAGAAAGGUGUCAAAAAAACGAUAGAGUAUUGACGCGCUUUCGGUAAUUCAGCAGCUAGAGAGUUUAAGAGACACUGUUUUCGUGUACGGCUUUGGCUAAGUUAUCCGCACCGUAGAUACGGCUAGAUAACCUGGCCUCUUACCGCCUCAACGGCUAGGCUACUGGGUAGAACAGUUAUGCCAUUAUCGCAUCUGGAAAAUCAAGAUUACCUUUGAUAUAGGCACUAAAGUUUUAUCUCGGCAGGCAGAAAAGGUGUAUCUGUUUAAGUAUCUUGCAUUUCGUAUUCAAGAAGUAAAAUGGGUCCUCAUAAUUUAAUAAUAUCAUAACGCAAGUUUUCAUUCACUUCAUUCACAGGGCUCUCGUUACAUGUUGGCUAAUCGUCCUACAGUCGCUACUGCUCCCCAGCCAAGCAUUGGAACAUCCCCUCGUUAUAUGGUAGAUCCGGAGAUUCCAAAAGAGCAACCACCCAGCUCUUUUGAUGGAGCUCGCGUGAUUCUGUCACGCGCGCAAGCAAAUGUUGACCGCUUCGAACAGGACAGUAGAGUAAAUGCUCAGGGUGAAACAGACGCAGUAUCGGUAUCUGAACGUCUGUACGCAAGACCGCAGAAAAAGAUACCACUAAAAACACUUACAUCACGUAAGGAGCCAUCGCGAUUUGAUGUGGCAGCUAGAGAACACGCCGAGUUAGAGGCUCAACUUCUGGUGUCACGAGCUUUAGCUCGCGCAAGGAGUAACGUAAGAACGUAGUAGCAAAUAAGUUUUAUUCUUUUGUUUAACGAUCCGUGUUAGUGUAGCCAAACUCUGUCCAGAUACCUGUGGUUAAAUAGCCUCGAAAAGUUGGGGUGUAGGGGAAUUUCCAUAGCCUCUUGGUGAGAAAUUUUAUCCGCUACAUGUAGCGUCCGUCGAUUUGUUGUGUUUAGAUGUGGUUGACAGUAUCGAGGGGUAUCUUUGUUACUGAUCGUUUGUUGUAGUGAUUUUUUCUGUGCUUGGCUUUUUAUUCCUCAUCUUACAGCACGUCAAUUUCCGUGAAACUGAAUAGGAAAGACAGUCGAAUAACUAAACGCCAAGACCACUGCCGAAUUGGCUCGUAAAAAUACCCGUAGGUAAAAACAAAGAGAAUCAGAGGUUUAGUCCGAAGGAACAGUGACGGCCAGCUGAUUUAUUGUGCGCUGAUAUUUAGAUCAUGUGUUCGCUUUAAAAUUCUUCAGGUAUCUGGAAGUAGCAAGUAGCGGAAAAACCGUAGAAAAUAACGCAAAUUGUUUUCCCAAAUUAUGUUGUAAAAUUAAUGGUCACUCAUUUGAGAUGCUAGGUAGAGUUUCGAUAUUUUGAAGGAACACUGUUCCAUGUACAUUUUGCUUUUGUUGUAUCUGUUGUUGUUCAUGAUGUUCAGAAUGCAUAUAGAAUGCUGAAGGUUAUUCGUGCGCUGUGCUUGGGCUAAACAACGUCAUUCUAUGCCUUUAUUCGAGACAAGCCUAAAGGUCCGAGUUCCAAAAACUCUCACUCAAAACGAGGCUAACUGCAAAACGUUUCUUGUGAAAAUUAGUUUUAUUUCAAUGAGAAUACGAAAUCACUUUCAUAUAAAUUACUUUGCACAGAGCCUCGCUUUGAUACAGAGGCUGGGGGCAACUCGGUAAUGGUCUAUGGCGAUGGGUGAGGCAUUAUGGGAUGCACGUGCACGCGUGUCACAAGAACGUGGGAAAUCAUCACGGCACAUUUUACAACAGAAACAUGAACUUGUUCCUCAUUCAAAAAUAUUAACAUACUUUAGAAGGACGGGAAGGUAAUCCUGCAUUUAGUAAUUCAUCUCUGAAACUUCCCCAAUCGUGCUUUUAUUAUAUUAUAAGGCACUCAGUUGUAUUUACUUCUCCUUUUUGACUAACCUGAUAUAAAUUAAUGUUUUAAAAACAAAAGAUUUAGUUGAAAAAUUAUAUAUUAUUUCAGAUUAGUGAUCUAUUGUUAUAAUUACAUGAAUUGCUUCAAUGUAAAUAACAGAAACAAGAUUAAAUUUUAAUUCUAAAAGAAAAAUAAAAUGAGCUUAUCAUUUAAAGGAAUAUAAUUUAUCGCAAGACUUAAUAUCAAGAAUCACUAGAAUCCAAGCGGACAAUCAUAAAUUUUAAAAACAAGGGUCGUUUUCUAUACUGAAGUUAACGUCAUCCUCAACCAUUUCACACAAACUAUAAUGGUUAACAUGGUAUAGAAAACCCUUCAACUAUAAAACCCGUCUAUAAUGUACUUCCGAAAGGACGAUUUUAGUGUCUCUGCUGCACUAAAAUCACAAGUUUUUUUUCCAAGUACUAUGGUGCUUUCACCCCACGCAAAUACUCCACUGCAGUGGUUCAUUAAUAAGCGUAAAUGUCCGAUUAUUUCCCCAGUAAGUAAAACGUGACAUUUUUCUUCACAAGAGUUGUUUGAAGAAAAAGAAAGAAGCAAGUGUUUUAUGUAUAUAAUUAUAUACAUUAGCAAAUCACCAGUAAUUGAACAGCUAUUAAGCCAAUCAGUAACGAACUUGUGUUAGAUUUCAUUGGGACUUGUCUCCCCUAUCGAUCAUCAUGAUGGGAAUAAUCUAAAGCAAGUCCAGAUCUGCCAAUAUUUAAAUCAGGCAACCAGAUUACGAUAGACGCUUCAUAUGACUAGAUUUUGAUACCAUUUUACCUCAUCCUUUUUCUGUCAAAUCACUCGUCGGUAUUUGAUUCCCGUUUUCUAUUACGCUAACCUGGUAACUUACCAGCAAAGCCGCUGUCCAUCAUUUUAGCAAAUUCUUGCAAGGUCGAAGGAGACUUCAUGCAGUACUGUACACGCUGGCGAUGAAAGUACCCGUCCGUUUGAAUUUCCAAUGCGGACUAGAGAAGUGGAUCAGUUUAAGGAACAGAUGAAGGACGUCUGAGGCUCCAAGAGACCAUCAGAUUCAAAGGAAAAACUAACUCUCUUAACGCUCAGAAUAAUCAUCAUUCUAAUCAGAGAGGUGUCAUUGUUUGUUUACUAAACUCACUGUUAACGGACUUACCUGUGCGAAUUCUAACCAUUUAUAGAUAACAAGUUUAAUUGUUAACGUUACUACUUUUUAUAACCCAACAUAUAUAACAACCAAUAAUCAACUGAUAAACCUGGCUUUGAUAACUGUUAAUUAUAAUUGUAUGUUUUCAAUUAUGUUUAUCCUAAAGUAAUCAGAUAACAAUGUGAUUAAUACUAACUACUAAACCUUAAGAUGAUGAAAGGUGAAAAGUGCAGAAUUCCCCGUAUCUGAUAUUUCAAAGGUGAGAAAACAAUAAAUGUAUGGCUCUUUGUUAACUCUGGUGUCAAGAUAAGAUAGGUCAGACUUUUUUACAUUUUGAAGCAUUAAUUAUUUUCCCGACGUAACCGUCCUAUGUUUUUUUGGCAGGGAUUAAAGGAAACGGAACAUCUAAGUCAUAGAAGCACUAGGUAAGACACUAUGGGCCAAAAAAGGGUUUUUUGUUUGUUUGUUUGUUUGUUUUGUGUACUUAAUCUUUUUAUUUUUUUGUCUGUUUGUUCUCCUCAUGGGAUUGUUGGCGGCAGAUGCUGCCACAACCCUUACCUUAUUUCUCACUAAAAUAUGUUACCUCCCUCACUUAAAUCUGACCUUAACUUUUGAACCACUGUUCCCAAGCUCUUGGCAAUUGAUAAAACACUCCAUUUCCAAUAGUCUGUUCACGGUCCCCUUUUUUCCGUAAGGUAGUUAAAAUCGAGCACCUACCGCUACUGGCGACCAUCUUGGUGUUAAAUCUAAAAGUAGAUUCGCUAUAUAUACAUACGGGAAAACAGAGGACUAAUGCACAUGUCCUUAUGUUGACCAAACGUCAUAUUUCGAAAUCGUCUUAUUUUGUUAAUUCAGAAAAAUUCUUCAAGAAAUCAAGAAAAAACAUAACCUGCAUGCAGUGAUGAAGUCCAAGGAAAGGGAUGGAAUAAAAACUCAACGAAGAAGGAGCAUCACUAGCAACAGCAGCAGCAGCAGCAGUAUAUCCAGUAUCAGUAACAGCAGCUCUAGCCUAAUUCAGAAAAGAGCACAAAGAAUGAAAAAAGCAAAAACUGGAGACGAAACAAAGCCAAAAUCCCGCGAGAAGCAAGCAGUGGUUCAUCCCCUUUUUGUUCCAAACAGAAGUGCACAUCAAGAUAAAGCGAGAUAAAACAAAAUUCGCUCUAUUUAAGGGAUUCCGGAACUCGGGAAAGUUUUGGUUUUGGAAUCCGGAAUCCGAAAAAAAUUUGCUUGUGGAAUCUUGAAUCCUGGACUUUGGAAUCCGGAAUACAGCUCAAGGAAUUCGAAAUCCCACUAACGAUUGAAAUCCAAAAUCCAAGUUCCAGUGACAAAGACUGGAAUCCAGCACCUGAAUCCAAGAAGGCUGUCUUGGAGUCCCUCAUGUGAGGCAAAUAUAAUAUUAUUGCGCGUUUACGCAGUUUAUCAAGAGUUAAAAUGUGAAUAAAUUAUCUCAGAGUAUAUGAUAUAUGAAUAAAUGAAUAUUGAAACAAAGCUUUCUAAAUGAGGU